This is a messenger RNA of Magallana angulata, 1306 nucleotides long. Its product is annotated as rRNA 2'-O-methyltransferase fibrillarin-like. Gene Ontology annotation, molecular function: histone H2AQ104 methyltransferase activity; RNA binding; rRNA methyltransferase activity. The transcript is spliced from 10 exons. Gene Ontology annotation, biological process: box C/D sno(s)RNA 3'-end processing; rRNA methylation. Gene Ontology annotation, cellular component: Cajal body; box C/D methylation guide snoRNP complex; small-subunit processome. The record is from RefSeq and is a predicted model, not a curated record. Lineage: Eukaryota; Metazoa; Mollusca; Bivalvia; Ostreida; Ostreidae. The coding region runs from base 93 to 1046 and encodes 317 amino acids.
AGUUUGUGAUGUGCAGACUUAUGGGAUAUUUUUAAAAGCAAAACACGUGGGUUAUCAACAUCAACUUGUCUUACUUGAUCAAGUCUUAAGAAAUGACAAGACCAGAUUUUUCACCUAGAGGCCGAGGAGGUGGUCGUGGUAGAGGAGGGGACAGAGGUGGCCGUGGAGGUUUUGGGGACAGAGGUGGCCGUGGAGGUUUUGGGGGUAGAGGUGGGGGUAGGGGUGGAGGAUUCGGUGGUCGAGGAGGUGGAUUUGGAAGAGGGAGAGGAGGUGAUCGCGGGGGUAGAGGAAGAGGAGGAGGAAGAGGUGGUGGAAGAGGUGGUUUCAGAGGUGGAAAAAGUGUUGUUGUUGAGCCCCACAGACAUGAAGGUGUAUUCAUCGCCAGAGGUAAAGAAGAUGCUCUGGUGACUUUGAAUAUGGUGCCUGGAGAAACAGUGUACGGGGAGAAGAAGAUUGUAGUAGAGGAAGGAGAGAAGAAGACUGAGUACAGAGCAUGGAACCCGUUCAGAUCCAAGUUAGCUGCGGCCAUUCUUGGAGGUGUUGACAAAAUCUACAUGAAACCUGGUUCUAAAGUCUUGUACUUGGGGGCAGCCUCAGGAACCACAGUUAGUCAUGUCUCAGACAUAGUAGGACCAGACGGUUUGGUGUAUGCAGUUGAAUUUUCACACAGAAGUGGUAGAGAUCUGAUCAAUGUAGCAAAGAAAAGGACCAAUAUUAUCCCAAUUAUAGAGGAUGCCAGACAUCCACACAAAUACAGAAUGCUUGUUGGUAUGGUGGACACAAUAUUUGCUGAUGUUGCACAGCCUGAUCAAGCCAGAAUUGUAGCCAUCAAUGCCCACCACUUCCUCAAAAAUAAUGGCCACAUUGUAAUAUCCAUAAAGGCCAAUUGUGUGGACUCGACCGCCGAGCCAGAGGCAGUGUUUGCCGGUGAAAUCAACAAAUUAAAGGGGGAGAAGAUUAAGCCCCAGGAACAGCUGACGUUAGAGCCUUACGAAAGAGACCACGCAGUAGUGGUGGGAGUCUACAGGCCACCUCCAAAGAAAUGAUUCACCAUUGUGUUCUUCUCAUCGUCUUCAUCAUUCUGUCUAUAAUGCGCAGCUCUUACACUUUCUGGCAGGAUAAUGAACAGGUUUUCAAUAUCCCAAAUAAAUUUUGUUACUUUAUGAUGAACGUCAAGAGUAACCAACAAAUGUGUCAAAACAGAAAGUAUAAAUGGGGCAUUUUAUCUUGUUGUAUCAUGAAAAUUCAUGAAAAUCUUUUUAAAUAUUAUGUUAAUCAUGUACACAAUAAAUACAUGGAUAUUUUG